UGGGACGAUCAAAUGAAAACCGUUGGAUCAUCAAAGAAGAAUUAUAACUGGAUCACGAGGAGAAUAUACAGUUUUUAUUAAAAGAAAAAGAGCAAAAUUUUUAAAAUAAAGCAAGAAAAUUCAUAGCUUUGAGAAAGAAAGAAAAAGAAAUUCAUACUUGCCAAAGGAAAGGGGAACGAAAGAAUAACCCAGAAAAAAAAAAAAAAAUUCAUCAAGUCAACAAAGAACAACGAAAACAAAACAGGUCCGAAGAAGUUUGAAUGUUAUCAUCAUCAUCAUCAUCAUCGUUGUAAUCGCUUUUUCUCUCAUCUGGCUUCCCUCUUGUUUGCAGAAUUGGAAUCGCCGAAAGUUUGAAUUUUUAUUUGGAAUUCGUACAAAAGGUCGUGACUUUUGGAGAUUUCUCUUGAAUUUACAGGUCUUGUUGUUAUGUGGGAUGAAUAGAGAAUCUGAGUUCUGUUGUUGAGUUAUAAAAAGCUAUGUGGAAACAGAUUCUGAGUAAGCUUCCCAAAAAGUCUUCAAAGAACGAACAUCAUCAUCAUCGUGGACGUGAACGUGAACGUGAACACGGUGGUGGUCAUUCCUCUUCAUCCUCCCAUGCUUCCACUUCCAAAAGCAGUGACAAUGGCCAUGGAAAGUCAGCCAACUCUCACACCAAGAACGCUCCUUCAGGCGGGAGAUCCGCUGCUUCUUCUGACUCUGGUUUCAAAGGUGGAAACAACAACAACAACAAUGGAGGAGUCUUCACUCCUUAUGAAGCACUACCAAGUUUCAAAGACGUGCCCAACACCGAAAAGCAAAACCUCUUCAUAAAGAAGCUGAACCUGUGCCGUGUAGUGUUUGACUUCACAGACCCUACAAAGAACAUCAAGGAGAAAGAUAUCAAGAGGCAGACAUUGCUUGAGCUUGUGGACUACGUGAACUCCGCUAACGGCAAGUUCAGCGAAGUGAGUAUUCAAGAAGUCGUACGCAUGGUCUCUGCCAACAUAUUCAGAACGCUAAACCCUCAGCCACGCGAGAACAAAGUCAUCGACGCCUUAGACCUGGAGGAGGAAGAGCCUUCCAUGGAUCUCGCCUGGCCUCACUUGCAGCUUGUCUACGAGCUUUUCCUGAGGUUUGUCGCUUCCCCUGACACCGACACCAAGCUGGCUAAAAGAUACAUAGACCAAUCCUUCGUCCUGCGGUUACUAGACUUAUUCGACUCCGAGGAUCCUAGAGAGAGGGACUGUCUCAAAACCAUCCUCCACCGGAUCUACGGUAAAUUCAUGGUUCACCGUCCUUUCAUCAGAAAGUCCAUUAACAACAUCUUCUACCGGUUUGUAUUCGAGACGGAGAAACACAACGGGAUCGCUGAGUUUCUCGAGAUCUUGGGGAGCAUCAUCAACGGGUUUGCUCUUCCUUUGAAAGACGAGCACAAAGUGUUUCUAGUCCGUGUUCUGAUACCUCUCCACAAACCGAAGUGCUUGCAGAUGUAUCACCAGCAGCUGUCUUAUUGUAUCACGCAGUUUGUGGAAAAGGAUUGCAAACUCGCUGAUACGGUUAUAAGAGGGUUGCUGAAGUACUGGCCAGUGACGAACAGUUCCAAAGAAGUCAUGUUUCUCAAUGAGUUGGAGGAAGUCCUCGAAGCAACGCAGCCACCAGAGUUCCAACGGUGUAUGGUGCCGCUGUUUCGCCAGAUAGCUCGAUGCUUGAACAGUCUGCAUUUUCAGGUUGCAGAGAGAGCCUUAUUCUUAUGGAACAACAACCACAUAGAGAAUCUGAUAAUGCAGAGCCGCAAAGUCAUUCUUCCAAUUAUAUUCCCUGCGCUGGAGAGAAACGCGGAGAAGCAUUGGAACCAAGCUGUUCAUAGCUUGACACUAAACGUCCGGAAGAUAUUUAACGACCUUGACCCUGAGUUGUUCAAGGAUUGCCUUGCUAAGUUCAAAGAAGAUGAAUCAAAGGAAGGUGAAACCAAGGCAAAACGCGAAGCCACUUGGAAACGUUUGGAAGAAGUUGGGAUGAGAAAGGCUUCAUGAGGUUAGAAGAAUUGUAAAGAAGAAGAAAAAGAGAGAGCCUUUCGUGUCUUAUCCACUGGAGUGUGAGUAUGUUCUUCAGAUACUUCUGAUAUCAAAUUCAGGAGAAGCAUUGAAGAAAAGUGGCCUCUUCUUGAAAGUCAAUAUGUAAGAUUGUCCCCGUUUUGAUUUCUUCUUUGAAGCUUGUUAAUGUUUUUUUCUUCUUCUUUUGCUAUAUUUGUCCCAUCUCUGUUACUCUUUCCUGAGACUGUCUCUGAUUCAUUUUCAUCUUCUCCUGAUGAUGAUAUCUGCAAAAUUGCAGCUUUAGGAGUUUGACACAAGAAUCAGUUUGUUGUUUGUAUUAAAUACUUCUUCUCCCUUUCACUUGUAUAUUUUUUAUUUAAAAAGCAGUCUUUGGUUUCA
Molecule: messenger RNA, 2411 nt
Organism: Brassica napus (rape)
Lineage: Eukaryota; Viridiplantae; Streptophyta; Magnoliopsida; Brassicales; Brassicaceae
Product: serine/threonine protein phosphatase 2A 59 kDa regulatory subunit B' eta isoform
Exons: 4
Coding region: 477-2012 (511 amino acids)
Biological process (GO): signal transduction
Cellular component (GO): protein phosphatase type 2A complex
Molecular function (GO): protein phosphatase regulator activity
Source: RefSeq, a predicted model, not a curated record